AUGUUAAAACUAUCCCCCCUCCUCCCCUUCCUCCUUCUCCCCCUCCUCACAUCCGCCGAAUUCACCUUCCCAGACGACACCACCAUCCCGCCAAAUGGCACCUGCUCAACAACCUACACCCGCCCACUGCCAUGCAGCCCCGACCUGCUAUCUCUCGUCGACAACACCACCGAUGCCAGUAUCCGCUUCGCACCCACGCUGCUGGCGAGCACUUGCACAUCCGAAUGCUACAGCGCCCUAACACAGUGGACGAGUGACAUCCGAAGAGACUGCACAAACGCAACCUUCGCCUCCUCCUCCUCCUACAUCCCGCCCAGCAGCGGCACAAUCACCCUACAAAAAAUCCUAGACCCGAAAACGCAAUGGCUAGAAACCGCCUGGUUCGCCACAUGCCUAACAGACCCAACACUCUCCACCCACCCCUUCUGCACAACCUACAACGCCACCACCAAAUCCCUCACCCGCCUCUACAACCCCGCCCUCAUGCAAACCCUCAAUACAACCACCGCCUUCUGCAACAGCUCCUGCGCAGUGCAGACAAGCAUCUACCUGCACGAGACCAGCGCCCAGAAGCCCAACGUGCUGGACCCGCGCCAGGUGUGUCCCGGCCUAGACACCCGGCCGUUCCCGUUUCCGGAGGCGUGGAAAGUCAAGAGUAGUCCUGGAUGGCAGUCAGGCGGUGAGAGCGGACGGGGUGUGGAUGGGCCCGUAGGAUCAAGCAACAGCACCACCAGCGGCGAACCCGGUAGACCUGGGGGGAAUGAGACUUCUGCCAACUCCACAGGAUCCGGAUGGCAAACCGGCGGAGAGGGUGGAAGACCGUCUGUCAAUGAAAGCACUGGAAACUCCACCGGGUGGCAUCAAGGCGGGGAGGGUGGGAGGGGGCUAAAUAAUAGCAGCGUGGUCAACGACACGCAACAAGGAGGCAAUUUACCCGCGGCCAAUGGCGCAGAGGAAGGAGCAAGGGUAUCGUUACUAGCUGUAGCGAUUGUGAUUGGAGCCAUGGUGGUAGGGUUAUAG
Morchella sextelata is the source of this 1020-nucleotide messenger RNA. RefSeq lists its product as uncharacterized. The transcript has 2 exons. The record is from RefSeq and is a predicted model, not a curated record. Lineage: Eukaryota; Fungi; Ascomycota; Pezizomycetes; Pezizales; Morchellaceae. Bases 1 to 1020 code for a protein of 339 amino acids.